GUUCAGGGUGACCUUGGGGAACAGGGGCCUCAGGGAAUCAAAGGAAAGAAAGGAGAGAAGGGAAAAAAGGGAGAGAAGGGUCUAGCCGGGGUAAUAGGAUAUAUUGGGCCACCUGGUCCCAGAGGACCACGGGGAUUCAUGGGGCCGACUGGUCCACCUGGACAGACAGGGGAGCUUGGGUUCACUGGAUCACCAGGAUCACCAGGACGUACGGGACCGAGAGGGUUGAAGGGAGUUCCGGGCGUCAACGGACCCCCUGGCCAGCUUGGUGAUAUAGGGACAAGGGGACCACCUGGCAAGCAGGGAGAGGAAGGGCCUGAUGGUAUUGUUGGUAGUCCUGGUGUUCCUGGACCACAGGGAAAACCAGGAGAUGGACAUGCUGGUCAAAAAGGAGAUCCUGGAAAUGCAGGAAUUGAAGGAAGCAUUGGAGAUCCAGGACCACCGGGUAUAAAAGGUGCCAAUGGAAAACCAGGAAAACUUGGACCCUCAGGUGAUCCAGGUCUGAAAUCCCAGCGUGGAAUGAAAGGAGAUUCUGGCCAAAAUGGAGAUCAAGGUCUUCCGGGGCUGCCAGGUAAACAGGGAUUCAGAGGCAGAGGAGGGCAGUCUGGUGUACAGGGAGAGAUAGGCCCACCUGGACCUGCUGGUUUACCAGGGGCCACGGGCUAUGAUGGACCUAUUGGAGAUCCAGGGAGACAGGGACAAGAUGGACUUAAGGGAGAGAGAGGUCCUCUGGGUAUCCAAGGUGUUCAUGGACCACGAGGUGACAAGGGUCGAAAUGGCCAAGGAGGAUUUUCUGGUUUUCCAGGACCUUUGGGGGAGAUGGGAAAAUCAGGAGAACAAGGACCUGAAGGAGAGCCCGGUAUUAAGGGUUUACAAGGGGUCCCUGGAGGAACUGGGUUUAAAGGUGAAAAGGGACUGCAGGGUGUUUCGGGGAGUAGAGGACAGGAUGGUACUCAUGGUGCACCUGGAUCGAUUGGACCAUCGGGAUCAGAUGGUGAUAGAGGACCUACAGGAACACGAGGUUUACAGGGAAAGCCUGGUGCACCAGGAAUCCAAGGUCCUAUUGGAAAAACUGGGGAAGCAGGGAGCCGAGGUCUCGCUGGCAAACCUGGAAAGCCUGGAAUCAGGGGUGUCAAAGGCAGAGAAGGUUCAGUAGGGUUUCAUGGCAGUCCUGGGGAAAAGGGAAAAAAUGCCCCUGAGGGGCCAAAAGGAAAGCCUGGUCAGCCAGGUCCUCGAGGCGUACCAGGAGAGAAGGGCUACAUUGGACCGCCUGGACCACAAGGAAACAUAGGCCAGUGGGGUGAGACAGGUCUGCAGGGGCCAGUAGGAAAUCAAGGGCCCCGAGGACCUCCUGGGCCGAAUGGAGUGGCUGGGUACCCAGGUAAAGAUGGACCACCUGGACCCCUCGGACCUCAAGGAGAAAAAGGCAAUAAGGGACUGAGAGGAGCCAGUGGACUGAAGGGAGUUGCCGGUAUCGAUGGUGAGGAGGGCCCGGUGGGUGAAACUGGACCAGUCGGACCAGCAGGAAGUAAAGGAUUGCCUGGUGAGAAGGGUAAAAAAGGGUUUCUUGGUGAACAUGGCCUAAAAGGAAUCCCAGGCGAGAGUGAAAAUCGAGGACCACCUGGAGCGAAAGGACCAAUAGGAAGAGAUGGGUUGAGUGGUGCUCCAGGGCAGAAGGGAGAUCCUGGAUCCCCAGGUGAAAAAGGUCAGCCAGGUGUAAGAGGUCAAUCCGGCUUGGUGGGGAAGUACGGUCCUGGGGGGAACAUGGGAGAAGCUGGUGAUAAAGGCGACAAAGGUCUACGUGGACUUGUUGGUGAUACAGGAACAAAUGGGCCUCCAGGUCCAAAGGGUGUUGUUGGGUUACUGGGUUUGCCAGGAAAAGAAGGAUUUGUUGGACAAAGUGGAAAGCAUGGGCUGAAAGGAGAACCUGGACUUAAAGGGGAUUCAGGGGGCCCUGGGAAGAUAGGAUCAAUUGGUGCUCAAGGUCCAAGUAAGAAGAAAGGAGAGCCUGGAACAAGAGGCAAAAUGGGUCCAGUGGGUCAGCCAGGAGCUGUGGGUCCUCACGGUCUGAAGGGAAAACAAGGAUCUUCAGGAACUCCAGGGGGAAAAGGAGUCAAGGGUCAAAUAGGGCCAAAAGGAGUGAACGGUUCUCCUGGAAGGAGAGGCAGUAAAGGUGUUGCAGGAAAACCAGGACCUCAAGGACCAAAAGGGAAACAUGGCAAUCCUGGUCUCCCUGGAAAGCCAGCAAGGUCGUAGUGGAACAGAUGGACUGCUGGGAGUUAUAGGCACUGAGGGCGACCCAGGUGACAUUGGGUUCAGAGGACCUCCAGGGAGACCGGGUCCUCCAGGUAGUGCUGGCGCCCCAGGAAUACCUGGUUUGCAAGGGAGUCAAGGACUAUCUGGACCAAAGGUCAUUUCUAUUCUGACUCAUAAAUAAAUAAAUGC
Rhinichthys klamathensis goyatoka is the source of this 2445-nucleotide messenger RNA. RefSeq names its product collagen alpha-1(I) chain. The transcript is spliced from 41 exons. NCBI's taxonomy places the organism in Eukaryota, Metazoa, Chordata, Actinopteri, Cypriniformes, Leuciscidae. The coding region runs from base 139 to 2256 and encodes 705 amino acids. The record is from RefSeq and is a predicted model, not a curated record.